AUAAGUUUAUAAAAACAUGAGCCAACUUUCUACACAUCCCCUCUUGUUCUCUUCCAUUUGACGCAUGAAACAGAAAUAAAAAAGAAGAAGAAGAUAUACAAUAAAACAUUAUUAACAGAAAAAGACUCUAGAGAGAUUUGCUCCUUACCAUUUACAAGAUGUCGAGAAAGGAAAACGCUAAGGCAGAACCGCUAGAGAAGUCCAACUUUACCCGGCGAUGUAGUUUGCUCAGCCGUUACUUGAAGGAGAAUGGUAGUUUCGGAAAUAUAAAUCUUGGUUUGGUCCGAAAGCCCAAUUCAGAUCGCGUGUUGCCCGGAAACUCCGAUCCACCAGGGAAACAACAACAUAAGGCAGAUUCGGAUACCAAAACCCUCGAUGUCUUUCAGAGGGUUUCAAAAGGCAAAACCAACGACGAUUCCAACCUCAGUAAAUCGUCAGAGCCAGGAAGCUCCCAGCUGACCAUAUUCUUCGGAGGUCAAGUUUUAGUAUACAACGAGUUCCCUACAGACAAAGCUAAAGAGAUAAUGGAAGUGGCUAAACAAGCCAAGCCUGUGACUGAUAUUAACAUUAAGACACAAACCAAUGUCGAAAACAACGAUAACAAAAGCAACAUGGUUCUUCCUGAUCUUAACGAGCCCACAAAUUCUGUGGAUAUCAUCAUCAAUCAACAAAGUCAGGUCGUGGAACGUAUAGCACGUAGAGCUUCGCUUCAUCGAUUCUUUGCUAAACGGAAAGACAGAGCAGUGGCUAGAGCUCCAUACCAAGUUAACCAAAAUGCGGGUCAUCAUCAUUAUACUCCCAAGCCAGAGACUGCCCAAGGUCAACCACUUGAAUCAGGGCAGUCGUCAAAACGACCGGAGAAUGCUGUUGCUCAAAGCCUCAAACCAUGUCCCACCCAAAACGAGAAGGCGAUAAUUAAUUGUAUGUCUAUAGAGAUUGAAGAAGGCAAGUGUUCGAAAGAUCUCCAACUUAAGCUAUAGUAAUGUCUGUUCAAUAUUUGUUAGGAACUGCUUUUAUAGAUUCAACGUUUCCAUCCUCUUGACUAAUCGAAGUUUUUUUUUUAAUCUACUAAAGUAUGUAAUCUACUUAGCAAGCCCUUAAUAAGAAAAAAGGGUAUGUAAUCUACUUAAGUAUGUAAUCAUAAUCUAACUUGAAUGUUCA
Raphanus sativus (radish) is the source of this 1161-nucleotide messenger RNA. RefSeq names its product protein TIFY 11A. NCBI's taxonomy places the organism in Eukaryota, Viridiplantae, Streptophyta, Magnoliopsida, Brassicales, Brassicaceae. The coding region runs from base 159 to 980 and encodes 273 amino acids. Gene Ontology annotation, biological process: response to wounding; regulation of jasmonic acid mediated signaling pathway; regulation of defense response. Gene Ontology annotation, cellular component: nucleus. The record is from RefSeq and is a predicted model, not a curated record. The transcript has 4 exons.